This is a messenger RNA of Physella acuta, 5656 nucleotides long. RefSeq names its product cold shock domain-containing protein E1-like. Gene Ontology annotation, molecular function: nucleic acid binding. Lineage: Eukaryota; Metazoa; Mollusca; Gastropoda; Physidae. The record is from RefSeq and is a predicted model, not a curated record.
CUAAUCAUGAGGCUUUAAAUAAUCUGGCAAACAAAAUCGAUAUCUAAGAUGGCGGCAUCCCUGCAGUGAUGUGCUGUGUGGGCACACUAUUUAAAUUUUCCAAGUCUUUCGGUUAAGUUUAUUCAGUGCUACUUCAAAAUACGUAAUUCACCUUUGAUCAAGCAAACUCUAAACAGAAACAGAAAUAAACUUGUGCCCAUCCACUAAGAGCUUAGCACACACUGUAUAUCUGAGGACAGUAGUAACCAAAUUAACAAAGUUUUAAGCAUAUCUUGAAUGAUGAUGUAAUACUAAUGUAAAGAGUUGUCUUAAAAACAUUUGCAAGAAAAAAAAAAAGAAUUUCUAAGGAAUUUGUUUUAUAAUAUCACCACUGCUGCUACACUAUUUUCAAUGUCUGUGAAGAAACCAAGUCCUCAGUGGAAGAAAUUCCAGCCGCCUGUUCAAGAUCCAGCCAUUAUAUCCAUCCAUCAAAAUCCCAGUGUUGUGAACUUAAAUGUUAAUGCUGAAUUGCCACAGACGGCGCCAGGGUUUCCCAGAGUCAGGGAAACUGGCCUUAUUGACAAGAAACAGCAUUCCUAUGGAUUUAUUCAGUGCUGUGACAGAGAUGCCAGACUGUUUUUCCACUAUUCUGAGUACAAUGGCAAUGUGGAAGCAUUAAAGAUUGGAGAGGCAGUGGAGUUUCAAAUGUCUUAUGAUCGUAGGACAGGAAAGCCAGUGGCAGUGGCUGUUGUGAAAGUGGAUCCAUCCAUGGUGUCACCAGAGAUAAUUAAUGAUGAGAAAGUGCAAGGGACAAUUGUUCAGGAAGCAAAACUGAUCAAACAGAAAAAUGGCACAGUACCUGGCACACAAGAUGGACUAGGCAGAGUUACCUAUGUCCAUAAUGGUGAAUGUUUCUUUUUGCCGUAUGGUCUAGAUGAUGUUGUGGCCAACUCCACAACUCCAAAAGCUGGGGAAGAUGUUUUGUUUCAAAUAGCCACAGACAAACGAGAUGGUAAAAUUCGUGCUCGAAAUGUUGAAUCAUUGGAGUCAGCUACACAGCGUUAUGUUGGUGUUGUGUGCUCCAUGAAGGAUACCUUUGGCUUCAUAGAGCGUGCUGACAUUGUGAAAGAGAUUUUCUUUCACUACAGUGAGUUUAAAGGAGACAUUUCUGAGCUUAUUUUGGGUGAUGAUGUUUCCUUUGGUGUACAGAUCAGAAAUAAUAAGGAAGUGGCAGUUGAAAUAGAAUGUUUGCCAGAAGGUACUGUAAUCUUUGAAGAUAUUGCUGUUGAAAUGGUCAAAGGAAAAAUACUUAAAAUGAUAAAAUCUACCAACAGACGACCCAGUGAGGCCUUAGCUGGAAGAAUUAUGUAUGAAACCCCCAAAGGACUGAUAGAAAUCCCCUUUGGUGAGAAAGAUCAAAGAGGAGAGUGCACUCUACAGCAAGGAGACACAGUAGAAUUCCAGAUAGCAACAGACAGGAGAGACAAGCUUCAGAGAGCUACGAACAUAGCUUUGUUAGAUGAAACUUUCGAGUACUCAGGGGAAAUCAGAGAAACUGGUGUAAUUGCUGCAUUGAAGGAUGGGUAUGGCUUUAUUUAUUGUGCUGAACGUGAUGCACGUAUGUUCUUUCACUUUAGUGAAUUUAUGGACCUUACUUAUAGUCCUCGUCUCCAGGAUGAAUUACAGUUUACUGUGGAUCAGGAUGCAUCACAACCGACUCGCCAAGUAGCCACACGAAUAAGACAUUUGUCAAAAGGAUCUGUGUCUUUCAUAAAUGUUUUAGCUGGUGUCUAUAUUGGGACUAUUGACAAAGAACCUUCAACACAUAAAAACCAAGGUAAAAACAAGGAAGGUGAACCAGGGAAUAUAAUCUAUGAUUAUGAAGGAGUUAUCCAGCAGAUUCCUUACUUCUUUAAAGAUGUGACUGAUCAGAAUAACCUACCCCAUUUUGGUGACAAGGUUGACUUUCAAAUUGGAGAAUUAAAAUCAACUGGCAAAAAACAGGCUGUUAAGGUUCGUGUAGUCUUGAGGAAUAUUGCUGGUCGCUGCCAUGGGUUUGUUGCCACCCUGAAAGAAAAUUAUGGCUUCAUUGAAACUGCAGAUCAUGAAAAAGAAGUUUUCUUCCAUUUUAGUUCUUUUAAUGGUGAUACAAAUGAGUUAGAACUUGGAGAUGAGAUGGAAUAUACACUUGCCAGAAAAAGCAGUAAAGUCAGUGCUGAAAAUAUCCGCAAGCUCAACAAAGGCACCAUUCCACCUGAUGAGACUGUCCGUGAAAAGGGCACGCUACAGGGCAGAAUAAUCCGUCCCAUGAGAAUUGUGAACACUGAACAAGAAGAGUAUUGUGGACUUGUGCAGGCAAUGGAUGAUGAUGGCAAUGACAUAGAUGAGCCUUAUCCAUAUGGAAUAACUAGCCUUGCUGAUAAAAGAGAUUUUCUUCAAAAAGAUGAUGUGGUUAGAUUUCAAGUAGCUCGCACAAAAAAAGAUGGCAGUCUUCGAGCCAUAAACAUUGGAGCACUGCGCAAGUUCAUUAGAGCCAAGGUUGAUUCUGUGAAAGGCCAGUAUGGAUUCAUCAACUUUGAAGCAGCAGAAGAAGGCAAGAAAUUGUUCUUCCAUAUGACAGAAGUUCAUGAUGGUGCUGUCAUUCAACCUGGAGAUGAAGUUGAGUUUGUACUGGUACAAAAUCAAAGAAAUGGAAAAUACUCUGCUUGUAGUCUACGCAAAAUUACUGAUACCCGCAGACCAGAGCGUCUGCUGAGUCGCCUAAAAAGCAUAACUGAAGAUAACAGCAGCUACAAAGUAAUUAUUGUUCGCAACCCUAGAGGGCCUGACAACACUAAAGGAUUUCAGCCUAGAACUCCAUGGAAGCCUGCAGUUUCAUGAAUAUUGAAAUAUCUUUUUUAAGUUAAGUUUAUUAUCAAGCUUUUCAAACUUUUGGAAUUUUAAAACUAUUAGUGUCAUGAAUCAUGACAUCAUAAUGUUGGUGGUAUAUUUUCUUUGUAUACCAAAAUGGAAAAAAAAUGUAGUCUGAUGAAAAGUCUGUCCCCUUGUUAAACCACAAAAUUGUUUUCUUAGGGAACUGACAAAAGACAUGAAGCAGCUAGACACCAGUAUCAUUUAAAGGGGGAAAAACUUUUUUCUCAUUUCCUUUACACUGAUGAUGAACUGAAUCUAUGCAAAAGUUAACUUUUUUUUUUACAAGUACAAAUUGUAUUCUUACCUACAGUUUUAAUGCCUCAUCUCAUACUCCACACACCACUCGGUUUACGUAGUAGUUUGGGUAAUAGGAAACUCCACUAAAUAUCAUAAGGGGCAGUGAAAACUUUAAAAAAUCAUUUGAUAGAUGCCCGUGCCUUGCUUCAGUUUUACUUUGACUUUUAUGUGUCUGUGCAAUUUUCCUCCCUUGUGAUAACAGCUGUUUUUUUCACAAUCAUUAUAAAUUUUAAAUUAAAAUCAGGGAAAAACCUGAAGGCAUUUACCAACAGAAUAAUGAUGUCAAGAAUUACUAAAAUUCAGUCAUUAUUCAUUAUUUAUGUAUUUAAAAUUUUAUCUUCGAGAAUGGAAAGCUACUUGUUUACAUUUUUCUACAUUCUCAGAUUAAAGUUUAAUAUGUUUUUGUUUUUAUUGUUCAUAUUUUUGGUCAUGCAAGAACAUGUAUGGAAGUUUCAUGCUGAUUCCUUUCAGGCCCUCUAUUUUCUCCAGAUUUCUUGGUUUUACAGUUGAGAAAAAUAGCUGUGGUAGACUUCAUGUCUGUUGAAUUGAAAAACAAUUUAUUGCUAAUAUUACUGCACCAUUCUGUUUGCCAAUAUUCCUGCUUUUGUUCAAUAAUUUUUCUGCCUUUGUGUUAUAUAGUAAUUCUUAGAAUUUUGUCAUCAGCUGUUUGAUUUUUGUUUUCUUUGUGUUUCAAUAAUGCCUUUUUCCAUUUGUUAGGCACAAUGAAUUAAUCAUUUAUAUCAUUUUUGUGUAAUUAACAGUUCGAGAAGCAAAAAUGCUUAGUUAUUGAUGGGAGAGUACAGGUGUGAAUAAGCUUUUCAGCAAUGUUAAAGGCAUUGUUCUAAGAUAUUUUUCUUUAAUUUCUGACAUAGCUAUUGGUAAAUAUUUGAAAUAGUUAUGGCUGGAUUUUCUUUUAAUGAAUAACUGAAUUCUUAUCUACAAUUUUAUUUUAAGAAAAUGAAAAAAAAAACUUAAUUGUUACAUUGUAGACAGAAGAAUGGUCAUAAUAUGUAAAUUGCAGUGUUAACCACUUGUAUUGGAACAUAAUCAUCAAUAUUUUUGGUUUGAUUAAAAGUAGUUACUCAAGAGCUCUGCGCCCAAAAGUCUUUCAUGGCAAGUUAAAUAAUUAUCAAUUUGUCAUUUGUAAACUUUUUGCAGUGCACAUCAGAAUAUUCUAUUUGAUGCAGAGGCGCAUGAAAAAGGGCUCAGAAUUUUGUUUAAAGCAAAACUAGGUUUUAAAAAAUUAUCAUUUGUAAAUAUGUGACUAUUUAUUUUGAUAGGAAUUAAGUGUAGGAUCAGAAAUGAGCUCCAGUAUGAAAUGCACUGCAAUCUUAAUUGCUUUGUCACUUUGAGCAGCCAAUCUCCCAAUCAUGUGCCUUUGCAUAUAGACAACUGUAAUCUAUGCUGAAGAAACUUCAUCUGUAUAUGACAUGAUGUAUAUUUUUUCACUGACAUGCAUGAAGUAGUAUUGUACUUAAUAAUGAAGAAAGCUAUUUUCUUAACUUCAUUUAACAUGUAUUACUUCAUGUAUACAUUUGAUGUCACAUAACUAAUAAUCUGUGUUUGUGUUUUAUGUCACAAAAUGUUGAAGCAAUAUAAAAAAAAAGAUUCUUUUUCUAUUAUGUUUUUUAGUUUGAAAUUAAAUUUAGACAUAGUGUUUUUGAUAUAUAAGCACAAUUGUACCAAUUAGAUGUAUUGUUUUUUUUUUUUUAAAUAUUUGACCCUAAGGCAAUGGAUAGCCAGGAGAUCAUUUUAAAGUCUGUGAUUUUUCUUAUUCAUUUCAGGCUUAAAGUUAUAUUUUAGUUGUGUUGUUUUUUGUUUUGUGCGUUUAUGGGUAUUCAUUCUAUACCCCAUUUGUUGUUACUGUAUUUAAUAUUACACUCUUUUUCGAAAGUCCUUGUGCUCAUUGCCCUAUUGGUGACAUAAGAAAUGGUUUAAGACCUUGGUCAGGUGGUUUCACCAAAAUAGUUUCUUAUCUCACAUAACGGUAUGGUUCUAGAACAGAUCUGAAGAAUUUGUUGUGUGAAUGGCAAACUAGUUUUUCCCCGCCUGGCUGCUCCAAUUCCUUGGGCUUGAUAGAUUUUAUACUCACAGACUUGAUAACUCAGUCUUUAAAAGAACAAUGUAUUUUAUAGCUUGGGUUAUAAAUGUAGAAAAUGUAGAAUGGUGUGUAUUUUUAAUGAUUAUGAAUGAUUUUAGUCUUUAAAGAUAACUCAGCAAUUUUGUACAAAAAGUGGCAAAGGCACAAGGAUUUGAAAUGAUUCCACUUAUAUUGACAGUUUUUUUUUUACUUGAUGUUGCUGGGGUUUUGAUGGCAAUGGUGCAGUAAUGAAUGCUUUGUUCAAUCAAUUUACAAUUUUGUAACUUAACUAAGAAGACAACCACCAAUUUUUAAUUCAUCAAAAACUUGAGUCAAGUUCUAACCACUAAUGCUUACAAAAACAAUAAAGUCAUUUGUGGUUUUCAA